Molecule: messenger RNA, 663 nt
Organism: Clonostachys solani
Lineage: Eukaryota; Fungi; Ascomycota; Sordariomycetes; Hypocreales; Bionectriaceae
Source: the annotation of a GenBank genome assembly
AUGGUUUGCCUCAAGCAACUGUCUCUCACUACCGCUAUUGUUUUCAGCAUGGCUCAUACCACAAUCGCCGCACCCGUCACCGUCUUCGCGAAUGAUGCUUCCCUUGCCGAACGCGACUUUGAUCGUGUAACGGCCCCCAGAAAACUGCAUCUCAUGCGCUCACCGGCCGCACGCACGGCCAAAGUGGCCCAGCGCAACUACGAGGACACAUUCCAGGAGCGUGACCGCGAGGACGACUUUGAAGAUCACAAUCUCGAGGAUGAACUCGAGGCGCGUGACGUCUCCGGGCGGCUUGAGAACAUCUCCAAGCUGUUCAACCUCGGCACAAAGCUCACCAAUCUCAUUGCUGCCAAGCGUGAUCUGGAGGACGACCUCGAGGAGCGCGAUGUCUCUGGGAGACUCGAAAAUGUCGCCAAGUUGCUCAACCUCGGCACCAAGCUGACGAAUCUCAUCACCAGCAAGCCUGACCUUGAGAAGCGUGCUAUGAAGUUCCAGAAGCCGAUGAGCGCCCAGAGAUUUGGUGAAGUAAUCUCGGUUUUUGAUGCUGGUAUGGAUCUUGGUGACGCUGUCAAGAAAGCCAUCAUGGCCAAGAUGGGCAAGCGCGAUCUUGAAGAACUGAAAAAGCGUGCCUUUGAGGACUUGGUACGGGAACUCUAUUUUUGA